AUGAAGGGAAAUUUAUUUCAUGUAGAAAUCAGCUCAUAAAGACAGUAAUACAAAUCUUGCUUAAUUUGUUUCAAAGAUUUUAGUGUAAUGACUAAGGAACAUUAAUGCAAAAGGUAUGAAAUGUGUCUAUAAACUUAAGAUGUAAACGAGCGGUAUGUGACAAAUGUGCUUAAAAUAAAAUGAUUAUAUUGGGUUAUUCAAAAAGCAAAGAUCCUCAUAGAGUUUGUAAUAUUUGCAAAUCUGAGUCUGAUAUGCUUAAAUAAUUUAUUCGAACUAAUAUGAUUUAGUUUAAUAAGGAUUCUUUAGGAUUAGAAUGGCUUAAAAAUCUUGGAGUUGAUGUGAGAUAGAUUAAAGAAUAAUACAAAGUAUAAGAGUAAAAAGACCCCUUAGAAUAUAAUUAGUUUAUAAAUUAGUUGGAUUUAAUUUAUGAUGAGAUUGAUAGAAAAAUGAAUUAUUCAAUAAGAGACUUUAUUAGUUUAGUAGUUUAAAUAGAAAAAGGUUUAGUUUUAGGUUCUAUUAGAAAUGUGCUUGGAACCUUCCUCAGAAAUCAUCCUGAAGUAGGCUUUCAUCCUUGUAUGAUUUUUACAACUUUAAUCUUAUUAUGUUUAAGUUCAGAAGCCACAUCUUAUGGUUUACUUAAAGUUAUUUAUACACGAUUAAUUCCUUAAGCAAUGCAUUUUAGAAACUUAAGACUUGGUUAUGACUUUAAAUCUGAGCUUGGUGUGAUGAUUAAAACAUUCCAUAAUUUAAAAAUUCCAACUGAACCUAUUAAACCAUUUCUAUAAGAAGUAGGACCUUAUAUUGUAUCAUUAACAAUAAAUGCAUUUGAAAUAUAAACAUCUUUAUUUAUGUUCUCUUAACUAUUCUAAGAAGAUGGAUUUAAUGAAUUUAUAAAAGUACUAACUUGUGCUUUUAGUGCACAUUAAUUCAAAGAAACACCAGAAAAAAAUAAAUUAUUUAUUCUUUGGAAUGUCAAAGAAUAAUAGUUUCAAAAAUAUUAUAAUGAAACUAAAAAAUAAAGAAGUGAUUCCAAUAGCAGUGUAAGAUCUAUAAGUUAAUCAGAGUAACAAUAAUAAUAAGAAAAUAAAAUGAAAUAAUAAAUCAAUUUAAUUUAAUAAGAAAAUACAAAUUUAAAAUAAGAAAUGGCUGUAGAUAAAAUUAAGAUUUCCAAAUAAAAAAUAGAAAUUGAUUAAUUAAGUGAUUAAAUAUAAAAUAUAUAGAAUGAAUUCAAAACUUUAAAACUUUAAUAUGAAAAACUUGAAACAGAAAACUCUAAUCUAUUAGAAUCAAAUCAUAAUCUUAAAUUAUAAUUUAUGAAAUAAGAAAAAGCAAAUGAAUCUUCAUCAUUUACUUUAUCAACGAAAAGUGAUUCAACACAAUUAGAAAAUGAACUUUUAAAAUGCAAAUAAGAAAUUGAAGUUUUAAAACUCUAAAACUCAAAUCCUACUUAAAUGGCAUAAUUAGUUAAAUUAAAGAAUGAUUAAAUUGCUAAAUUAACUUUAGAAAAAUCUGAAUUAGAAAAAAGGAUUGAAGCACUUGAAGAACCUAAAAUUUCAAAACGAACAUCUUCAGUUGCUUAAAUUAGUAGUGUAAUAAAAGAUUUAGAAGAAGGAAAAAAUCUUUUAGAAAAAAAAAAUUAAGAAAUCUUAAAUUUAAAAAAAUAAAUAUAAGAAUUAUAAUAAUAAAAAAAAUAAGAUUAAUUAACGAUUUCAUCAUAAAAUUUAUUUGAAAACUCUCAAAUAAAUUCUAAAAUUGAGAAUUAAGAUGAUGUAUCAGAUGAUCUUCAAUUAUUAAUUUAAGAUUAAGAUCCUGCAAAAAAAGUAGCAGCUAGAAAUAUUAAAUAAUUAAUAAGCAAACUAAAUGAAGAUUUAAUUUAUUAUAUGACUUAAGCAAAAAUCAAGAAAGAAUAGGUCGAACCUUUUCGUUAAAAAAGUGAAUCCUUAUAAAAACAAUUAGAUUAUUUAGUUGAAUAAAAUAAAGAAUUACAAAUAGAAAUAGAACAUAAAUAAGAUUUGAUUUAAGAACUUGAAAAAAAGAGAGUCAAACAAAAUAUUGAACCAAGACCAUAAGUAGUUUAAGAUGAUAAAAGAAUCUUAAGUGAAAAUAAAUAAAGUUGUGCUGCAAACGCAGAUUGUAAGAUUUUCUGA
Paramecium sonneborni is the source of this 2147-nucleotide messenger RNA. The record is from the annotation of a GenBank genome assembly. NCBI's taxonomy places the organism in Eukaryota, Ciliophora, Oligohymenophorea, Peniculida, Parameciidae.